Bipolaris maydis ATCC 48331 is the source of this 651-nucleotide messenger RNA. RefSeq lists its product as uncharacterized. The record is from RefSeq and is a predicted model, not a curated record. Lineage: Eukaryota; Fungi; Ascomycota; Dothideomycetes; Pleosporales; Pleosporaceae.
AUGAGAUCUGCCGUUGUCCUUUCUUUCCUUUCAGGAGUUGCCCUAGGGGCACCCACCCUACAACCUUUGAGAAUCGGUUCAGAAGGCCCGGGUCCUGUUUUCGAUGGGCCUGUUCCUAAGGUCUCUGAAGAUAAACGCAGCCCCGCCAACCCCGGUGUAGGCGAAUCCGAUCUUUCAAUUGGCCUCGGCAUUCCGGCUGUUGUCGUCGACGGAUAUCCCAUCAAGGUCCCCCGUGUCAAACGCGAUCCUGCCGAUGAUGGGGACGACUCUAAGUUCUCAAUCGGUUCCCAUUCAAUCAUAACUGGAGGCCCUGCUCUUUCAAUUGGCGGCCAAUCCCAAGGAGGUUCAGUGGGAAACGACCCUGGUUCGUCAAUUUCCAUUCACAUUCGCGAACCUGAACCAAAUCCUGUCAAGAAGCGUAGCCUCGAGUUUAUAACUGGAGCUUCAGAUAUUGGAAUUGGCACGUCAGCUACAGGUGGAAGCGUAAGUCUCUCUGGGAACUCAAAAGGCAAAGAUGGCAAGCAUGGUAAAGACGGCAAAAAUGGCAAGAAGGGUGAUGGUAUUGCCAAUGGUGGCAACGGUGGUGAUGCAUUGGUGCCCGGCAGUCGUGCUGGCAAUGGAGGAAACGGUGGCAUUAUCAUCAAUCCUUAG